This is a messenger RNA of Ilex paraguariensis (yerba mate), 2058 nucleotides long. The record is from the annotation of a GenBank genome assembly. NCBI's taxonomy places the organism in Eukaryota, Viridiplantae, Streptophyta, Magnoliopsida, Aquifoliales, Aquifoliaceae.
AUGAGAACCCCAUUGCUGUUGUUGCUGCUUACUUUUACUGCAAUUCAGUAUGUCACCCACGCAACCGAGUACAAUGAGGAGGACCUAAAAGUGUCGCCGGAGAGCGUCCGUUUCGACACCGGAGGGCUAAGCCGUGGUAGCUUUCCGAAAGGAUUUUCCUUUGGAACGGCCACUUCUGCUUACCAAGUUGAAGGCAUGGCUGACAAGGACGGGCGAGGACCCAGCAUUUGGGACGCCUUCAUUAAAGCACCUGGACGUGAACCCAACAAUGCCACGGGAGAGGUGUCGGUGGACCAGUAUCACCGGUAUAAGGAGGAUAUUGAUCUCAUGGCAAAGCUGAAUUUUGAUGCCUACCGGUUCUCGAUCUCAUGGUCUAGGAUAUUCCCAAAUGGAACUGGAAAAGUAAAUUGGAAGGGGGUUGCUUACUAUAACAGGUUGAUCAACUACAUGCUCAAAAGAGGCAUUAUCCCCUAUGCUAAUCUCAAUCACUACGAUCUUCCUCUAGCACUUCAGCAGAGGUACAAUGGAUGGUUAGACCAUGAAGUAGUGAAAGAUUUUGCUGAUUAUGCUGAAUUUUGUUUCAAGACAUUUGGAGACAGAGUGAAGAAUUGGAUGACUUUUAAUGAACCUAGGGUGGUAGCUGCUCUUGGUUAUGAUAAUGGUUUCUUUGCCCCCGGAAGGUGCUCUAAAGCGUAUGGAAACUGCACAGCUGGAAAUUCUGCGACAGAGCCUUACAUUGUGGCACAUAAUCUGAUUCUAUGUCAUGCAGCUGCAGUUCAACGAUACAAAGGAAAGUACCAAGAAAAGCAGAAAGGAAGAAUUGGCAUUCUUUUGGAUUUUGUUUGGUAUGAACCUCUUACAAGAUCAAAGGCUGACAAUUAUGCAGCUCAAAGAGCACGAGACUUUCAUGUUGGAUGGUUUCUGCAUCCCCUUGUUUAUGGUGAGUACCCAAGAACAAUGCAAGACAUUGUAGGAGAUCGGCUACCAAAGUUCACAACAGAAGAGGUCAAGAUGGUAAAGGGCUCCUUUGAUUAUGUGGGUAUAAACCAGUAUACUGCUUACUACAUGUAUGAUCCACAUCAAGCCAAGCCAAAAGCUCUGGGCUACCAGCAGGAUUGGAAUUGUGGAUUUGCCUAUGAACGUAAAGGCAAGCCGAUUGGCCCAAGGGUAAUUUCUAUCAAAUCUGCAUGAAUGCCAAUGUGGAAAAAAUGAAGCAAAAUCCCCGAUAACAUGCUUUUAACCCUUUUGUUCCUGUCAUGAAUAGCACUUAGAGCUAUCAUUAUUUGCUGAUGACUUAAGUAUCUGCAGGCAUAUUCUUACUGGCUUUACAAUGUACCAUGGGGUCUGUACAAAGCAGUGACCUACAUAAAAGAACAUUAUGGAAACCCUACCGUGAUUUUGGCUGAAAAUGGAAUGGAUGAUCCAGGUAACAUCACCCUUCCUAAGGGUUUGCAUGACACCACAAGGAUCAACUACUACACGGGCUACCUGGUUGAACUCAAGAAGACAAUCGAUGAGGGUGCCAAUGUGAUCGGCUACUUUGCGUGGUCAUUGCUUGACAACUUCGAAUGGAGAUUAGGCUACACUUCGAGAUUUGGCAUUGUUUAUGUCGAUUUUAAAACCCUUAAGAGGUACCCAAAGAUGUCUGCCUAUUGGUUCAAGAAAUUACUUCUUCGAAGCAAGGAUUGAGCACAGAUGACACUCUCUCUUUCUCUUUUAGGUUUUCUUUGUGUUGUAAAACAUUAAACAUCUACCGCGAUGGAAUCAAUAAGCUCCAGUCAAUGGCUCAAAAUGCUCAAUUUGGGUUAGACCUUGAUCCUACGACUUAGGCAUUACUCAAUAGAGGUGUUGGGCUUACAGAAGUAGAAGCAGUCUCUCAAUUUUGUUAUUGAGCAAGAGUAGCCUUUAUUUUCUGUGCUCAACUCGACUUGAUUGACCCUCAUCCCAAUGCAUGGUGUAAAUGUUUUUACAUGUGAACAAAAUGAAGGUUAGAAUGGAAUAGACAUAACAAUAGAAUAGAAUGUACAUUAUCAUUAUAACAACUACGAUAAAGUGUGG